AUGGGAGAAGAUAGUGAGUGGGUGACCCCAGGGGAAGUGCUUGGGAAAGCCUCCAAGUUUAAAGCAGGCAGAGGUGCCUACGUGUCGCCGGACAAUCUCACCGUCUAUGCUUCCCUCACUGGACUCCGCCGCAUCCUAUCCCCACCUCCCGACUCACCCGACCAGAGACCCACUGUGGAAGUAACUGGUCACAAGGCCCACGGUGCCAUUCCAGAGCCUGGAUCAAUUGUCAUUGCUAGAGUUACCAAAGUUAUGGCAAGAAUGGCUUCUGCUGAUAUUAUGUGUCUUGGCACUAAGUCUGUCCGAGAAAAAUUUACCGGUAUAAUCAGGCUUCAAGAUGUUCGAGCAACCGAGAUCGAUAAAGUGGAUAUGCACAUGUCUUUUCACCCUGGUGACAUUGUCAGAGCUGUUGUGCUGUCCCUUGGAGACGCUAGGGCUUAUUAUCUGUCAACUGCAAAGAACGAAUUGGGUGUUAUUUCUGCCCAGAGUGCAGCAGGUGCAACAAUGGUGCCAAUAAGCUGGACAGAGAUGCAAUGCCCUCUUACAGGGCAAAUUGAGCAGAGAAAGGUUGCUAAGGUCGGAGGAUGA
Molecule: messenger RNA, 588 nt
Organism: Prunus armeniaca (apricot)
Lineage: Eukaryota; Viridiplantae; Streptophyta; Magnoliopsida; Rosales; Rosaceae
Source: the annotation of a GenBank genome assembly